AUGUCUGGUCUAACUCUAACGUCACCAAUCGACUCAUUACCCAAUGAGCUUCUCAUUGCGAUCCUAUCCACCUUUGAAUCUCGCGAGCUGCUGCCAUUAACGACUGUCGACCGCCGCUUCAAUGGUACCGCCACCACAAUACUGCAACACCGCCUCCUUCAUACCGCGAAGAUGGAAGGACACGAGGUGAUGCUGGAGAGCUACCACCCAAGUGCCAGGAACUCAACACCGUCAAUGACGUGUAGAUUUGCAGGCGUUGACUUCCUGGGAUACCAGUGGACCGGCGAGGAAGAUAUGGACUUGCGUGAUCUCUCCCACCUUUACUCCCACUUCCGCCCGGUCGUCUCCGAAGAGACGCGACGCAUGCGGAGAGUGUUUGGUCGACGGAUGCCGGGCGCCCCACUCGAGCAAGAAAUCGGCGACCAGCCAGUUGUCCAAGAACUCAUCCUGGAUGACGGAGAGCUCUUCUCUCAACUUUGCACAACAACUAGCUUGGUCAAGUCAGGUCCGAACCCUGGUCUUCUCGCUAGCCACAGCAAUAUUGAGAAUGGCGUGGUACGCGUCUGGAGACACUGGCUAGCAAAGGCGGCCGCCAGGACAGCCAUUUGCCCAGCAGGGCAAGGACCAAUCGACGAGAGCACCAUCUUGUGGGCCGACGCUACGAAGAAUGUCGGAUUGCGAUUCAGCGUUACCGAUAUCACCAAGGAGCGUCUACCUGUCUACCGCGGAUUGGACGAGGAUGCUCCUGUCGCCUACUCUCUGCACUACCAAGAGUUACUGGUUCGCACAAGCCAAGUACUGCUGGCGAUGGAGAAAUCAGCAGUCCAAGAAGUUGUCGACUCAGGGCGCGCAGUGUCGACGAGCUCAACUCGCAACAUCAACAUCGAAAAGUUUCGAGAAGUGCAAGCAAGUGGGCCAAGUCCUCGCAGAUCGGUAUUGGCUCGGUCAACGUUGUCACCGCCAAUUCUCCCUAGGAUGGAACGCCUCCCAGAACUUGGCUACUCAGUAGCGGCCACCUUGGUGAAGACGAACAUCCAGCGUCAGAAUACCCAUACCACUAUCACAUCUCUUCCGACUCAUCUGGAACACUUUGCUGACUUUGCGGUCCUCUUUAUAGGCUUUGUCAUGCAGCUCGACGCGAAGAGUGCCCAUGCAGUAAAAACCGUCUUGAUGGCACCCGCUAUGCGACCAUUCCAGCCUCAAGCGGUUGCUGUCAUGAACAGACCAAAAAACGAACUAAACAGACAUUUCGGGGCCGCCGGAGAGCGAAACACUUCGCUUGUCUCUCGUCGAGGUCGCAAGGCCAGUCACGCAUUGCAUGAGUUGCAUGCAUUGGAUACAAAAGAAUCGACGUUUCAGCAUCUUGGACACAUCAAUCAUUCCGUCGCGGGGACAGAUACACUAUGGCAUUUGGAAAUGGCGUUUCGGCGAAUUCGGUCUAGACGGCGUUGCACCGCAAAGGCCAACAGCGGGGAUGCGGAUAGACAAGAGGGAUGCGUGGUUUUUGAGGAUAUACAUAAUGACAUCGAGUUCCACAACCUUGACGAGAUAAUUGCCAAGGCCACUCGGGAUAAUCUGGUGGAUUUCCCCUUGGAUGACACUCCAUACACAUCCGACCGCUCCAUGUAUGAUCGUCGCUGCGGGGGCAAUGCUCCAGCCCAGCGCUGUGGAAGAGGGGCAAUAGGGCAGACAAACAACGAGGAACAUGAGUUAGUCAUCCGCUUGCCGGCCGUUGAGGCGGUCGAUCCCGCUAGCCGCAAAAGAUCGACGCCUGCAGCGCGGACAUUCAACGCCGGCAACUCCAUUGCACUCGUACAGCUCUGCACGGAAUCAUUGGCGGCACCUGACGAAGCCGGCUUCUUUGGUCGCAAAAUACAUUCGCGGUUGUACGGAGCCGGAAAACCGCGCUCUCUCCGAGGCCAAUUCAACGCUGACGCCAGCAGCAAGAGCCGCGGGUAUGACUCUGCGCAGUCUGACAAGGAUCCUUCGGGCCAAUUUACCGAGCCCGGCCCCAAAGAAACAACAAAUUUAACUUGGACAAUGGCUCGGCUAAUGACAGGCCCUGAGUGCGAAAGACCGCCUGGAACUGGUCGUGGCCAUGGCAAGCGGGUUAUUCGCAAUGACAUAUUAUCAUCAGCUCAAGCGAAAUGGAUGCUUCAAUUGAAGCUGCGCCGGGCUACACGAGCGCAGCUUUCGCCCCGAACUCCCGCAACUCGCGAUCGACCAACUUUGAUUUCAAUUAAUCUUGACUCGACAUUGGCCACCCCAUGCGCCACGAAGUCGACAUUGUUUCCACGCAAUAUGAUACCUGGCCGGCGAAACAAUAGAGCCAGGCCCAAAGAAAAGGUGCAAGAGACAGAACUAGCAUCAGGAAGGUUUCAGCGCGUCGUCUGCCCAGGCCGGCGGUGGUCCAAGCACGCAUCGGACGGGGGCCGUUUUGACAGGGCUCGGCAUCCUUGCAACCAUGUCUCAUCCAAUGAUGGCGCGGAAGACCAGGCCGAACUCCUGGCCAUCGCCGUUUUCACGACAUCUGGUAUCCAUAAAGAUACACAUCCGGUCAGAAACUCGAGUCCCUGUUUUACCGGAGCUGGGCUCCAUUUGUGCGACAACGAACCCCGACGGGAAAUUCAGCAAUCGGAAAUGAUGGAGAGGGAUAUGGAAAAGGGCGAAUUUGAUCCAGCGCGGCCAGAAGAGAGCCAUGCUGCACCGGAGAAGGCCCCGAGGAGGAUGUCGUUCGCGAGACCGCCACCACCGCCCCCAAAAGACGAGUCCGCACGACCGAUGACAAGUUCGACGAAGCGCCUGUCCUUCUCGACGACAAUGAGUCAGCGGAAGAUCAAGUACGGGACCGGAAGACACUCGCAAACAGAACUGAGUCCUCAGCCAAACGAUGACCCAGAGGAUCCGCUGAACUGGCCGCAAUGGAAAAAGGAACUCAAUUUCGUCGCUCUACUAAUGACUAUGGGCCUGAUCGGAGGGAUGAAGACGGCAUACAUGAGCGUCAAUAGUGUUCUCGCCGUCAGAUUUAAUGUCUCUUAUACAGCAGUGGCAUCCUUGACUGCCGUACCACUCGUCCUAUCUGCCUUCACAGGUCUCAUCAGUCUGGCAGUUUCUAAGAUAUGGGGUAAGAGGCCGGUCUAUUUGAUCUCGGUGGUGUCGAUCUUCAUCGGCGCGAUCUGGAACAUGCGUGCGGGCAACAGCUUUGGGCAGUGCAUGGGAGCGCGCGUCUUCCAGGGCCUCGGCUGGGGUGCCUUUGAUACACUUGCUCUCGGUUCAAUACAGGACACGUACUUUGAACAUGAACGUAGCGCUCGCAUCACGAUGUAUCACGUUCUUUCAAUUUCAACGACCUGGGGUGCCCCUCUGUUCGGAGGCCUGGCUUCGUUCAACGCGGGCCGCUUCACCAUUCAAUUCGACAUCAUCAAUGCCUUUCAGAUCAUUGCCAUACCGCUGAUCCUAUUCGGGGCUCCCGAAACGGCUUACGAUCGAUGGUCCAGUAGCAGCGUCGCCCAAACCCCUGCCUCCGGGGUGUCGUGGAUGUCGAAGCCUCCAAAGCCGCUCGGAGAGCCUUCCGUCGAGGAAGUCAAGGCUUACCUGCGUACCAUGAAGCCUGUAUCUUUCUCCGGUAUGACGGAUGUCCGGACGCUUCUCCAGGCCCCUCGCGCUUUCGUCGCGCCCACGACCCUGCUGCUCUUCGUCAUCACCUUCAUUCCGUACUGUGCGCUGUGGAGCUUGACGGAAUCCCUGUCGCUUCUCUUCUUCCCCAUGCCAUGGAUGCUCCGAGAGAACAGCAUCGGGUCGCUCAUGGCAGCGCCCUUUAUUUUCUCGAUACUCACCGCUACCGGCCUUGCUGUUUAUCAAAAACGACAUGUUGGAUACUCCCCCUACCACACCUUUUGCACCUUGGCCGGAGGAACUGUCCUCGCGGCUACUGGCAUUCUUGCGUUUGGGCUCAAGACACACGCCGUCAUGUCCGAGGUGGCUGAUGAGGAUCCCGCCAGCGUCUUCAAGUUGGAUGGCGUCGGCGCACAUCUCUCCUUCCCUCUUCUGUCUUUCUUACUGGGUUUCUUGGCGGCAGGUGUGACGGUUGUCGACACCGCCAUCCGUCCCAUCAUAUGGCGCUCGACGCAGUUCACCUCGUCUAAUAUGAACGUGUGCCUGCGGAACGUGGCCGAUAUGAAUGCCGGCGUGACGUGCUGGAGGAACUUGUUCGCUGGCAUCUUUGUCAUGACGGUUCCUAAUGCCAUUGUCAUGUGGGCUGGCUUGAAGUCAACCGUCAUCGGCCUCGGCGUCGCCCAGAUCUCGGUCGCGAUCGCGGUCUGUUGCGCGUGGUGGUUGUACGACGAGCAGGUGAGGAGAAUGGACGGGCACGUCAUGGGUCUGGUUGAUUUGAGGGCCGCGUGGAUGUGUGAUGCUUUCGAGUAA
Messenger RNA from Colletotrichum lupini, 4425 nucleotides. RefSeq names its product major facilitator superfamily transporter. The transcript has 18 exons. Gene Ontology annotation, molecular function: transmembrane transporter activity; protein binding. The record is from RefSeq and is a predicted model, not a curated record. Bases 1 to 4425 code for a protein of 1474 amino acids. Gene Ontology annotation, biological process: transmembrane transport. NCBI's taxonomy places the organism in Eukaryota, Fungi, Ascomycota, Sordariomycetes, Glomerellales, Glomerellaceae.